AUUCGCGACGUUGUUUCCGGAUAAAGAGUAAACGUACGACUGCUUUAACUCACCUAUAAAAUCACGACCGUCGAUUUCAUUUAUGUCAAGGGGCAAAACUGAAAAUCACACAAAAACAAACAAAACUUUGCUUACGUCACAUCAUUAUCUGUGACUAAUUCUUAAUCAUCAUCAUCAUCAUCACUUACUUAAAUCUAAAAAAAUCUCUGUUUGUAUAUAUAUUAUCUUUGCGAUUUUUAUCCAAAUCUUCCAAAGCUUAGUUUUUUUUUUUUUUCAAUUUCUCUCUUGCGUUUUCGAUUUUAUUACAAGAACUUUGUUUUGGGCUUCAUCCAUCGUUCAAGGUUCGUUGAAAACUAUGAAGAAAGUUGAGUUUUUUAUGCUCCUUCUCUGCUUCAUCGCAGCGUCAUCUCUAGUGUCUGCUGAUCCACCAACAUGUCCUGCUGAUUUGGGAGGCAAGUGUAGUGAUUCUGAUGACUGGCAAGGUGAUUUCUUCCCUGAAAUCCCCAAGAUUAAGUAUGAGGGACCUUCGAGUAAGAACCCACUUGCUUACAGGUGGUAUAACGCUGAAGAAGAGAUUCUUGGGAAGAAAAUGAAGGAUUGGUUUAGAUUCAGUGUUGCGUUUUGGCAUACUUUCCGUGGGACUGGAGGUGAUCCAUUUGGUGCUGCUACUAAGUAUUGGCCUUGGGAAGAUGGUACUAACUCUGUGUCUAUGGCUAAGAGAAGAAUGAGAGCUAACUUUGAGUUCUUGAAGAAACUUGGAGUUGAUUGGUGGUGUUUUCAUGACAGAGACAUAGCACCUGAUGGCACUACACUUGAGGAAUCUAACAAAAACUUGGAUGAAGUUAUCGAACUCGCCAAAGAACUCCAAAAGGGGAGCAAAAUCAAACCAUUGUGGGGAACAGCUCAGCUUUUCUUGCAUCCUCGUUAUAUGCACGGAGGAGCGACCAGCUCUGAAGUUGGAGUGUAUGCUUACGCUGCUGCUCAGGUGAAGAAAGCCAUGGAGGUAACACAUUACUUAGGUGGUGAAAACUACGUUUUUUGGGGUGGUCGUGAAGGUUAUCAGACACUCUUGAACACUGAUAUGGGAAGAGAGCUUGAUCAUCUAGCCAGGUUCUUUGAAGCUGCUGUUGCUUACAAGAAGAAGAUUGGAUUCAAAGGCACGCUUUUAAUCGAGCCCAAGCCUCAAGAACCCACCAAGCACCAGUAUGACUGGGAUGCUGCAACAGCUGCCAAUUUCUUGAGGAAAUAUGGUCUUAUUGAUGAGUUUAAGCUCAACAUUGAGUGUAACCAUGCCACGCUCUCUGGUCACACUUGUCAUCACGAGCUUGAAACUGCAAGAAUUAAUGGUUUACUUGGCAACAUUGAUGCAAACACUGGCGAUGCUCAAACUGGAUGGGAUACAGAUCAGUUUCUUACAGAUGUUGGAGAAGCAACCAUGGUUAUGAUGAGUGUCAUCAAAAAUGGUGGGAUUGCUCCAGGCGGCUUCAACUUUGACGCUAAACUGCGAAGAGAGAGUACAGACGUGGAAGACUUAUUCAUUGCUCAUAUUAGUGGAAUGGAUACAAUGGCUCGUGGACUGAGAAAUGCAGUCAAAAUCUUGGAGGAGGGAAGUCUAAGUGAAUUGGUACGCAAGCGAUAUGCAACUUGGGACUCUGAGCUUGGGAAGCAAAUAGAAGAAGGAAAAGCUGAUUUUGAGUAUCUUGAGAAGAAAGCUAAAGAGUUUGGAGAACCAAAGGUUUCUUCUGCUAAACAGGAACUCGCUGAGAUGAUUUUCCAAUCUGCAAUGUAAGAAGAAGAACAAGAAGGCUUUUUAUGUUUAUUAAAAGUAUCGUCUUUUUUAGUUUCCCUCGCAUCUUUGAGAAGUUUGAAAACCAAAACAUUGGAAAAUAAGAUGAUUAGAGAGGUUGGUUUCAUUAUUUCAGUUGAUGUACUAUGGUUUCACACUCUAAUUACUUUAAAUUGAAUAACAAAAAACUGUUUAGGCCUUUACUUUGAUUCAGUUACGGUUUUUGUGACAAAGACCAAUGAGCAAUUCCGAUCUAUUUCUUC
Messenger RNA from Arabidopsis thaliana (thale cress), 2049 nucleotides. Its product is annotated as xylose isomerase family protein. The record is from RefSeq and is marked reviewed. NCBI's taxonomy places the organism in Eukaryota, Viridiplantae, Streptophyta, Magnoliopsida, Brassicales, Brassicaceae. The transcript has 13 exons. The coding region runs from base 356 to 1789 and encodes 477 amino acids. Gene Ontology annotation, biological process: carbohydrate metabolic process. Gene Ontology annotation, molecular function: xylose isomerase activity.